This is a messenger RNA of Sesamum indicum (sesame), 946 nucleotides long. RefSeq names its product Cupredoxin superfamily protein. Gene Ontology annotation, cellular component: plasma membrane. The record is from RefSeq and is a predicted model, not a curated record. Gene Ontology annotation, molecular function: electron transfer activity. Lineage: Eukaryota; Viridiplantae; Streptophyta; Magnoliopsida; Lamiales; Pedaliaceae.
AUGCAUAAUAUUCCUUGCUUUAGCAUUUGUGAUAUGCAUGAAAAAUUGCUAACUGGUGAUAGCAGCUUCUGCCUUGUGGGCCAACAGUCACAGGUAUGGGUUAAGUUUUUGGUUCAACUUCUGGCCAACUCGCCAACAAACUGGCCUCGAAGCUACCCUACCAAAGCAGCAUCUUUCAAAUUCUUGCUAGCAUAGCAUCAUUUCUCCUUUUCUAAAGUAAAUUCAAUUCUUUAAGAUGUUAGGUAAUCUAAUUCCAAACAAAUAAAUAUAUCCCCCUGCUUUAAAUUCUUUAUAAGCGCCACCAGCCCCCCAUUUUCAUUUCCAGCUUGGGAAAUGGCAAAAUUUCUUAUUCGAAUUUCCACAAUCUUACUCUUGUUCUACGCCUCAACAUGUUCAGCAACUGUUUACACUGUAGGAGACAACACCGGCUGGGACAUCAGCGCUGACCUCGAUUCCUGGGCAAAGGGCAAGACAUUCGCGGUUGGCGACACCUUAUUAUUUCAGUAUUCGCAAUACCAUUCUGUUAGCGAGGUGACCAAAGAGAACUACGAGCGGUGCAACACGACCAACGUACUACAAUCAAGUAGUAAUGGGAACACAUCAUUCGUCCUAAUGAGUCCCGAGGACAGGUACUUUGUUUGUGGCAACAGGUUGCAUUGCCUUGGGGGCAUGAAGCUUCAUGUCAGUGUACUAGGCAAUCAGGCCAUGUCACCAGUCGGUGCACCUCAACCGCAGCCUGGUGGCGCUCUUCCUCCCGGAUCUUCUAAGAGCAACAGUCCUUCCAGCUCAUCGUCUAUUCUCCACCGUGUAAGAAUAGAUAGUUCGGUCCUUGCAUUUUUGGGGUCGUUGGUUGUCCUCUUCGGCCUGAUGUGAUUUUGUAUCGUAUGUAACAUGUAAUGAUUUAUAUUUAUCGUGUUAAUUAAGUCACAGUUAAAAGAGUGGAAAA